Molecule: messenger RNA, 595 nt
Organism: Anneissia japonica
Lineage: Eukaryota; Metazoa; Echinodermata; Crinoidea; Comatulida; Comatulidae
Product: ankyrin repeat and SOCS box protein 13-like
Biological process (GO): positive regulation of protein catabolic process; protein ubiquitination
Molecular function (GO): protein binding
Source: RefSeq, a predicted model, not a curated record
GUCCAGGAUACACAGGCAUAGUGCUUUGAUGAGUUUGUGAUUAGUUAGAGGACUCGAACCUUAAUUAACAAAUCUAAAGGCUGUCAUGUCCGGGAUAGCUAGUCCAUACAUGUGAAAUGAAAACCGGUCAUUACUAUUCAAUUAUCUUACAGAUGAAUUGUUACCGAAGUGAAAGGAUUUAUAAAAUUUUAAAUACUACUUUUAGAAAAGGCAACAAAAGUCAUGUGUGCUGCACAGGCAGCACAGGCAUAUGACGAAACAUUGGAUCGUUCAUCCCUACAUUACGCAGCCAGUCGGGGUCAACUCCUUGUAUUACAUGCACUGCUCACACGUGGAGAUUGCGUGAACACGCUCACUAUUGAUGGGAUUACUCCACUCCAUGAUGCUUGCAGUACGGGACAUGUGUACUGUGCACGCAAACUUAUUUCUUCUGGUGCCUGGAUCAACCCCCAAGAGUACCAUGAAGGUAGAACACCACUGUUUGAAGCCAGCAUGAAUGGACAUAUAGAGUGUGUAAAGGUUCUUCUAGAAUCAGGAGGUCAAACCAAUCCGCAACAGGCCAAUUCUACACCUUUACAUGAAGCAGCCAUGCAUG